GAAACCAAUACUGAAAAACCUGUUACAAAGAGAAAUGUACUCGGACAGAUCGCUUCACUUUUCGAUCCGUUGGGUUGGUUAGCACCAGCAAUCAUGAAGGCAAAGAUGUUCAUGCAGAAGCUAUGGUUGGAAAAGCUAGAUUGGGAUGAGGAACUACCCACAGAUCUAAAAGAAGAAUGGAUCCAGUACCAAGAAGACUUACCCGCGUUAUCAGCGAUACAGAUUGAUCGUUGGACUGGUUCUAGUAAAAAUUCAGCGAUCGAGUUACAUGGAUUUUCUGACGCAUGCCAGACAGGAUAUGCAGCAGUCGUGUACCUUCGAGUUGUACCCAAAGAUGGGUCACUAUGUCAAGUGUCUUUAAUUACUGCAAAAACCAAAGUUGCACCAGUUGUUAAACCAUUGUCUUUGCCACGACUUGAACUAUGCGGAGCAUCGCUACUUAGCAAACUCAUGAAACACGUGAUGAGAGUUCUAAAUAUCGAGUUGCAACAAACCUAUGCGUGGGUAGACUCCAAAGUGGUUUUAGCCUGGAUAAAAGGAGAUCCUAACAGAUGGACACCCUAUGUCAAGAAUAGAGUGAUUGACAUAAGGAGCAAUUUAGACACACACUGGUUAUAUGUCAAUACCAAGGAUAACCCAGCAGAUCCAGCUUCCAGAGGUCUGUCACCCAGCAAGCUGAAACAAAAUCAGUUAUGGUUCAAUGGUCCGGAAUUCUUACAUGAACCUGAAUUCACCAUACCCGUCGACUCCAUACCUGAAACAGAAUUAGAGAAACGCUUGUUAGUAAAAUGUAAGACAACAACCAUAGAAACAGACUCUGAAAAGCUUACCUUACUGAAGAAAUACUCGUCACUGCAAAAACUUCUGGACGUGAUUUCGUAUUGUAGAAGAUGGCUGAAGAUCCUGAAAAGAGAAAAGAAUAUUAGUAAACAUAUAACCUGUGAAGAAAAAGAUGAAGCACUUACCUUGUGUUUAAAGAUGUCCCAAGAGAUAGAAUUUCCUGAAGAGAUUGAUCACCUGAAAAGUGGAAAAACUAUUAAGAAAAGCAGUCGUCUACUGCAAUUCACACCUUAUCUGGAUGAUAAAGGUCUUUUGAGAUUAGGAGGAAGACUGAAACACGCAGAGUUGAGUAUGGAUCAAAAGCAUCCUAUUAUUAUAACUAAAAACAACGUAUUGUUACCUGUUUUGUUGGAAGAUUCUCACAAAAACACUCUUCAUGGAGGGCCGCAUCUCAUGACACCAUAUUUGAGAAGCAAAUACUGGAUUAUUAAAGGAGGUUCUUCAAUAAGGCAGUUUUACAAGAAGUGUAUAACGUGUGCAAGAUACAAUGCGAAAACAAAUACUCAGUUGAUGGGAAACUUACCGGUAGUUCGAGUGAAGCCUUCCCGCCCUUUCCUUAUCAGCGGUGUUGACUUUGCCGGUCCCAUCACAUGCAGAAUGAGUAAAGGUCGAGGAGCUAAGACAUACAAGGCAUAUAUUGCUUUAUUUGUGUGUAUGUCUACCAAAGCCAUACAUUUGGAACUAGUCAGCGAUAUGACCACAGAAGCGUUUAUCGCUGCUUUCAAAAGAUUUGUGUCUAGGCGUGGUCAUUGCAAGGAACUCUGGAGUGAUCAUGGUACAACAUUCGUUGCAGCUGAAAAAGAACUAUUGAAGAUGUGGCAACAAGGUCGCAACGAAAUCCCAGAAGACUUACUCAAAAGUUUAGACGACAGAGGAACUCGUUGGAGAUAUAUUCCCCCUGGAGCACCAAACUUUGGAGGACUAUGGGAGGCCGGUGUAAAAUCGACGAAAUAUCAUCUGAAAAGAAUAAUGCAAGACGCAACCCUGACGUUCGAAGAAUUUUAUACGGUCCUUUCGCAAGUUGAAGCGUGUCUUAACUCACGUCCAUUGGCUCCAUUAGGCGAUGAUUUAGAUUAUUUGACACCUGGACAUUUUCUGGUCGGCGAACCCUUGAUUUGCUUACCAGAUCGCAGUAAUGAGCAGAGUAACAUAUCCAGCUUAUCGAGAUGGCAGUUGACCCAACGAAUGCUACGAGAUUUUUGGGUUAAAUGGCAAAGCGAAUACCUUUCUCGUUUGCAAUUGCGUCCAAAAUGGAAUACACCUAAGAAGGAUUUAGAAAUUGGAGAACUGGUAUUGAUCAAAGAUGGAAGAUUUCCACCAGCUAAUUGGAGAGUAGGUAGAGUACUUAAGAAGUACCCUGGCACUGAUGGAUUGACUCGUAUGUAUGAUAUUCGCACAGCUUUCGGGAUCACACAACGGCCGAUUACCAAGCUGUGUCGACUUCCUAACUAGUAAUCAAGGAAUACUUCCUUGGCGGCGGAGGAUGUUGAGAUUUAAAAUUGCCGCAUAAAUGUACAUACUCUAAAUUAAUUACUGAAUUGAUCGCUAGAUGUCUCUUUUUAAAAUGCAAACUAGCUAACGGUAUGUUUUCUAAAAACAAUGGAGUCAAACAGUUUCCAUGGUCAAGUCAGUAACCAAAAGUAAAGUGACAGUGAUACAGUGAAGUAUAGUAGUAAAAUGAUAGGAAAGUGAACUUUAAAGUGCAGUGUUUAAGUGCGGAUUUACAACAGCCAGGUGCGAACA
Cydia splendana is the source of this 2583-nucleotide messenger RNA. RefSeq lists its product as uncharacterized. The record is from RefSeq and is a predicted model, not a curated record. The transcript is spliced from 2 exons. NCBI's taxonomy places the organism in Eukaryota, Metazoa, Arthropoda, Insecta, Lepidoptera, Tortricidae. Bases 94 to 2292 code for a protein of 732 amino acids. Gene Ontology annotation, biological process: DNA integration. Gene Ontology annotation, molecular function: nucleic acid binding.